Priceomyces carsonii is the source of this 1740-nucleotide messenger RNA. RefSeq lists its product as uncharacterized. Gene Ontology annotation, biological process: transmembrane transport. Bases 1 to 1740 code for a protein of 579 amino acids. The transcript has a single exon. Gene Ontology annotation, molecular function: transmembrane transporter activity. Gene Ontology annotation, cellular component: membrane. The record is from RefSeq and is a predicted model, not a curated record. Lineage: Eukaryota; Fungi; Ascomycota; Pichiomycetes; Serinales; Debaryomycetaceae.
AUGACGACUCUGCAAUACAAAAUAGAGUUCGAAAAGGGAUUUUCUCAUGAUACCCAAAUAGAGGAAGAAACAGAAGGAGACUUAGGGCUGUCUUCAGAAGGAAAUGAUUAUCAGCAAGUUCUUAUUCUCAACAGAAACAACAAGGAAAGCGUCACAUUAGUCAAAGAUUGGACCGAUGAAGAGGAAAGAAAACUUCUUUGGAAGGUUGACUUGGUAGUUAUGCCUAUUCUUUGGUUGGGUUUUUUUGCACUACAAAUGGACAGAGGAAAUCUUGGUAAUGCAAAAACUAGUACUCUUUUAGAAGAUUUGCAUAUGACGCAAAAUCAAUUUAACGUUGGACUACAAAUAAUGAGUACCGGUAUAGUAGUCUUCGAGAUACCCAGUAACGUAAUAUUGCAAAAAAUAGGAGCAAGAUACUGGCUCAGCGCCCAAAUAUUUUUGUGGAGUAUAGUUGCAAUAUUUCAAUCUUUCUCAACAAAUCACUCUCAAUAUGUUGGAACCCGUCUCCUUUUAGGAGUGUUUGAAUCGGGUUACAUACCGGGUUCACUUUAUAUUAUUUCUGUCUGGUGGAAGAGAUCGGAACUAAGUCUUAGGCAUUCAAUCUUUUUUACAGGAAAUUUAGUUGCGACUGCUGUAUGUCCCUUGAUAAGCGCUGCUAUUUUGAGAGACCUUACAGGUGUGCGUGAUUGGUCUGGGUGGCGUUGGCUAUUUUCGAUAGAAGGUUUGGUAUCGUUUUUUAUAGCAAUUUUUUACUUCUUUACGAUACCCGAGUCACCUAACAAUCCGUCACCUUUCUGGUCUAAAAAAAUAAAAUACUUCAAUGAUAGAGAGAGACAUAUUUUAUCUACACGUAUCCUAUUAGAUGAUCCCAACAAAUUCAUUGCGACAAAAAAUAUACUGUUCAGUGAUAUUAAGGAAGCCUUUCUUGAAUGGAGAAUUUGGAUUCAUUGGACAAUUACUAUAAUUAAUACUCAGGCGACCACUGUAAUAUCAACUUAUACGCCAUCUCUUAUCCAAUCAUUUGGUUUUGAUGUUUUCAAAAGUAAUGCUUAUUCUUCCAUUGGAGGCUGGAUUUUGAUUGUGGCAGUUUUGAUUUUAUCUUAUAUAUCAGACAAAAAAGGACAUAGAGGUCUUUUAAUCCUUCUUAGCUGUAUAUGGCAAAGUGCAUUAUCAAUAGCUUUGAGGACAAUGCCACAUGAUUACCCAAAAAAUAAGAAGUUUGCAAUCAUUACACUCUACAACUGUUUUACCGUGCAACAUGUUUUGAAUACCAGUUGGUUGAGCAUAAAUAUCAAAUCACCUGUAACUCGGAACAUAGCCAUGGCCAUUAUAAUUAUGGGAGCCAAUACUGGUGGUAUUACCGGUGGACAGAUACUUCGUGGUGGCGAUGCUCCUUACUAUCCAAAAGGCUUCACUGCCCUCCUAGUUUGUCAGAUAAUAGUUACGAUCGUGGUUGCACUAAAUACCAUACAAUAUUAUUAUUCUAACAAGCAUCUAGAUAAUAAAAGUCAUUCUGGUAGAACAGAAAAGCACAUCGAAGAAGACGAUGUCGCGAUUACCAAUAGCAAUUGCAGCGAUCUUGGUCUUAUCAGGAAACGGGAGUUAAUAGUAGUAGGAAGAAAAAAGUUAGGAGAUGUUAUCGAUUUGAAUGAACUUAGCUUAAAGUAUCCCGAUUUCAGGAUCCGUGAUAUUGAUCUUGAGCAGAAAACUGUCGAAAAAAAAUUUAGAUACUCGCUAUGA